Molecule: messenger RNA, 2612 nt
Organism: Colias croceus (clouded yellow)
Lineage: Eukaryota; Metazoa; Arthropoda; Insecta; Lepidoptera; Pieridae
Product: 17-beta-hydroxysteroid dehydrogenase 13-like
Exons: 8
Coding region: 140-1135 (331 amino acids)
Cellular component (GO): lipid droplet
Molecular function (GO): oxidoreductase activity, acting on the CH-OH group of donors, NAD or NADP as acceptor
Source: RefSeq, a predicted model, not a curated record
AUCCAGCGCGUUUACUCCGCAGUAGACGCGCAUGAUAAUCGCGCCAAAAUUUUCCCGCGCUUAUCUGACGCAACUUUUUUUUCUGUCAUAGUUUUUCUGUCAACGAACACAAAAGAGGAUUUAUUCUGGAAGAUUGAAAAUGGCGACGACGGUGACACAGAAAAAUGGGAACGCACAAAAUUUAAUAAAACAAGCACCUUGGACGGACGAACAAGGCAUCACAAUGAAGGUGUACCAGGGCGUCAUGAUGGCGCUAGAGAUCCUCGUGCUGAUCGUGAAGAUGUACGCCACGUGGUUCUACUGCAUCUACCGCUUCUUCGUACCACCGGAGCCGAAAAGCGUUAGUGGGGAGAUUGUGCUUAUAACAGGCGCAGGCCACGGCAUGGGCCGGGAGAUGGCGAUGCGUUUCGGCAAGCUCGGCAGUAUCGUGGUCUGCGUGGACAUCAACCCAGCCGGCAACCAGGAGACCGUGGAGCUUGUCAAAGAGAACAAGGGGAAGGCACAUAGCUAUCGCUGUGACGUCACAGACCGUGAAGCAAUCAACGAGCUGAUAGAGAAAAUACGCAAAGAGGUCGGUGAGGUGACCAUCCUGGUGAACAAUGCUGGUCUGAUGCCUUGCAAGCCACUUCUGCAGACUAAUGAAAAGGAGAUACGAACUGCCUUUGAAGUUAAUGUGCUUGCUCAUUUGUGGCUGCUACAAGCGGUCCUGCCAUCAAUGAUGGAGCGCAACCACGGGCACAUAGUGGCCAUGUCCUCUAUGGCGGGCGUGCUCGGGCUGCGCAACCUGGUCCCGUACUGCGGCACCAAGUUCGCGGUGCGCGGCAUGAUGGAGGCGCUGCACGAGGAGCUGCGGGAGGACCCGAGGGACUUUAGCGGGAUCAAGCUGACCUGCAUCUGCCCCUACAUAGUGGACACGGGUCUCUGCAAGAACCCAAAGAUCAAGUUCCCAUCCCUCAUGAAGAUCAUCUCUCCAUCCGAAGCCGCUGACAACAUCCUGGAUGCUGUGAGGAGGAACUACUCCGAGAUCACGAUACCAAGCUCUCUUUAUUAUAUUAACCAGAUGUUCAGAAUGUUCCCGCGGCCUGUUCCCCUGCACUUGAAGGAUUUCCUUGACUCUGGCUUGGAAGCGCAGUAAAUUGCGAACUAUGGUAUGGGACCAUUUAGUUGUAUGUAGGCCGCGUAAGGAUAUUUUGCAAUGGUUGGGAUUGAAAAUGUAUUGAUAACUGUAUUUUUGGAAACUAAAGAAACAAUUAAGUAACAGGAGUGUAUAAAUGAACAACCAAAUAUGGUUGAAUAUAAAAAAAUGGCCCAAAUUUAAGGGUUUUAUAAAAUUGCAAAAGUGGACCUAUUUGGAUGUCAAGCGUGACCGACAAAAAUUUUGUAAGGAAUGACAAUACAAAAAAUAUUUAUUUUAUCAUGGUAAAAUAAUAAUUUUUUCAUACACUACUUUAGGUGUUUAUAACAGGCUUGAAGCCGAAAUCGAUAGACUAUACAAUUUUUGUUGAUACAACGAAACUUGUACCGUCUUUUGAUUAUUAAAUGUUAAGUUUUGUUACAUACAAGAAUUAUUUAUAAGCAUCAAGUAAAUAAGAUUCAACUGCUCAAGAAAAUGUAUUUAAGCUCGAAUUGCACUGAAAAAAGUUUUGAUGUCUCGUUAUAAAUGGAGAUCCUGGCAGGAUAAGAUAAAUUUUUGAUAGUAACCCACGUAACAUUUUCUUGGAGUUAUUGAUGUUAUGCCAUUUCACACGCAAAGAUGUGAAUUGCAAUUUGGAACUGAUAAAUUUGCGUGUGCAAAGAGUGCUUUACGCACAUAUAAAGUAGAGGGGAUGAGAGUGUGAUACUUUAGUAAUAAGUCCCAUUUUGGAAUUUCUUUUGUAUAAAUAUUGUUAUUCAAUUUUCUAUAUCGAAAUCGACAAGCCUCAAAUUCAAACGACGUAAUUAAGUUAGUUUUAAGGAGAACGAAUGAGCCAAGUAUGGACCUAUAUAUUUCAUAUUCUAUGAAAAAUAUCAAAAGAUUUUUAUAAAGAACAUUUUUUGUAAAGGCAUUUAAUCGAAGCUUUUAAAUUAAAUGUUUUUUAAUUUGUAAAUUUUACUACCAUAUCACAUUUUUAUGAAGUGCCAUUAUAUUUAUUAUCUGUGGUAUCUUGACAGGUUUAAUGUCUAUGUUGCCGUAUUAUUGUGAAAAUCGUUAUUUUAUUUAUUUCAAUAAUAUUAUGAAUUUAGUACUUAGUAGGUAUACUUUUACUGUUCAACGCGUUCCUUCUCUUCGCUCUUUGAUGAAUAAAAAAUAUAUUAUAUUCGUAAAUACUCUUUACUCAUACCUUCUCAUUUUUUUAAAGUCGGUUAAAAUAGUUGAUGCUAUUUGUAAUAAGCGAUAUACAAUGCUACAAGGAAAAAACGUAAUUGUUCGUUUUGAAUCAAAACGAACUAAUUAUUUUUUCCAUGUUUUUUAUUUACAGAAUACAAUUUUCACAAUAAUUAUCCGGUAUUUUCUCAUUUUGGAUUCUGUAUUGUGUCAUUUUGUAUACGAUUUUUAUGUAUUAUAUUUUAUACUAGUGACGUGAAUGUGAUAAAUGUGUGAUUAAUAGACAAAUAAAGGAAUAAUUACAAAA